This is a messenger RNA of Linum trigynum, 939 nucleotides long. The record is from the annotation of a GenBank genome assembly. Lineage: Eukaryota; Viridiplantae; Streptophyta; Magnoliopsida; Malpighiales; Linaceae.
AUGGCGUUGUUGAAGAAGAGCGCCGAACACAACAACCACUCUCGCCUAAUCAAGCUCCGCGAAUUCGACGACACGAAAUUAGGCGUGAAGGGACUCGUCGACGCUGCAGUGGCCACGGUGCCGGAAAUUUUCAGAAUCAACAAAAAACAAUCUUCCGACCUCGACCACAGCUCCAAUUCGGCGCUCUGUAUUCCGGUCAUAGAUCUCAAGCACCCAAUUCCUACCACGGCGGCGGAAGCGCGCAGGGAGAUCGUCGGCGGAAUCCGCGGCUCCUGCGAGGAGUGGGGGUUCUUCCAGGUGCUCAAUCACGGGAUCCCGGAUGGGAUUCUUGAUGAGAUGAUUGAAGGGGUCCGGAGAUUCCACGAGCUGGACCCGGAGAUCAAGAAGCGGUACUAUACCCGGGACCUCUCUGGGUUUUUUCUUGUUUCCAACUUCGAUUUGUACCGGUCCGCCGCCGCCAGCUGGCGCGAUACGAUGGGCUGCGUCGCCGCUCCCGAUCUUCCCCCGCCGGAGCAACUACCUGACGCAAUCAGGGACAUAUUGAUGGAAUACAGCAAACAAGUGAAGAAACUGAGCAAGACAAUCUUGGAGCUCCUGUCAGACGCACUGGGCCUAGAACCCAACCGGCUAAAUCAACUGGGUUGUGGGGCGGGACAGCUGCUCCUUGGCCACUACUACCCAGCAUGUCCUGAACCGGAGGUGACCAUCGGGGUGACGGACCACACCGAUGCCAGCUUCAUCACCAUCCUUCUCCAGGACCAAAUCGGAGGCCUCCAAGUUCUUCAUCGCAACAAGUGGGUCGAUGUCCAACCGAGGAAGGGCGCUCUAGUCGUCAAUCUCGGUGACCUUCUCCAGGUUAGCCCUUCUUUUUUUCUCGAUCCAUCAUUCGUUUCGAACCCGAUUCAUCGAAAGAACAUUUGUGAUUCGCUGAGGAGUUAG